Myotis davidii is the source of this 2659-nucleotide messenger RNA. RefSeq names its product syntaxin 3 (gene STX3). The record is from RefSeq and is a predicted model, not a curated record. Gene Ontology annotation, cellular component: presynaptic active zone membrane; SNARE complex; endomembrane system. The transcript is spliced from 10 exons. Gene Ontology annotation, biological process: exocytic insertion of neurotransmitter receptor to postsynaptic membrane; intracellular protein transport; synaptic vesicle fusion to presynaptic active zone membrane. Gene Ontology annotation, molecular function: SNARE binding; SNAP receptor activity. The coding region runs from base 61 to 837 and encodes 258 amino acids. NCBI's taxonomy places the organism in Eukaryota, Metazoa, Chordata, Mammalia, Chiroptera, Vespertilionidae.
CAGCUGACACAGGAUGAUGAUGCCGAUGAGGUCGAGAUUGCCGUUGACAACACAGCCUUCAUGGAUGAGUUCUUCUCUGAGAUCGAGGAAACUCGGCUCAACAUUGACAAGAUCUCUGAGCAUGUAGAGGGGGCUAAGAAACUCUACAGUAUCAUUCUGUCUGCACCAAUUCCAGAACCAAAAACCAAGGAUGACCUAGAGCAGCUCACGACUGAAAUCAAGAAAAGGGCCAACAACGUCCGGAACAAACUAAAGAGCAUGGAGAGGCACAUUGAAGAAGACGAGGUCCGCUCGUCUGCAGACCUUCGUAUUCGAAAAUCCCAGCACUCUGUCCUCUCCCGGAAGUUUGUGGAGGUGAUGACCAAAUAUAAUGAGGCUCAAGUGGACUUUCGUGAACGCAGCAAAGGGCGAAUCCAGCGGCAGCUCGAAAUCACUGGCAAGAAGACCACAGAUGAGGAGCUAGAGGAGAUGUUGGAGAGUGGAAAUCCUGCCAUCUUCACUUCUGGGAUCAUUGACUCUCAGAUUUCCAAGCAAGCCCUCAGUGAGAUCGAGGGACGGCACAAAGACAUCGUGAGGCUGGAGAGCAGCAUCAAGGAGCUCCAUGACAUGUUUAUGGACAUCGCCAUGCUGGUGGAGAAUCAGGGCGAGAUGUUAGAUAACAUAGAGCUGAAUGUCAUGCACACAGUGGACCACGUGGAGAAGGCACGGGAUGAAACCAAAAAAGCCGUGAAAUACCAGGGGCAGGCCCGGAAGAAGUUGAUAAUUAUCAUUGUGGUAGUAGUUGUGUUGCUGGGCAUUUUAGCGUUGGUUAUUGGACUUUCCGUUGGGCUGAAAUAAGGGCGGCCCAAGAGGCUGCUGCACUGAAAUGUAUUUCUGAUCUUUCCUCUCCACCUUCUAGGUUUGUGGCUGAUUCUUAAUGUUGCCCUUCAACAUCAUCCUGUGCACUGAUCAGCUCCUCCUUCCCCUGCCUCCCUUAGAGCCCGAUUCUACUCCAGCCUGGUGUGGCCACCUUGUCUUCAGAUGGGAAUGGAGUUUGAAUGGCCUUCCCGAAAGAGGAUGGGACCCAUUUCUUUGUUUCCUGUGACCAUCCUUGGACCUGACGCAGCAAACCAUCUAGCCCUGGAGGAGUCUAAUCUACCUGAUGCAACCCUGAGUUUUCCUCAAAACCUGCAGUGUCUGAACCAGCCUGGCUUCUCCUUUCUCCCUCUACUGUGUCAAAUUUUUGCCUUGCACCUUGGAAAGCCAAUUAUUCAAAAUCUUCCCAAGGUGCUGUAUUUCUACCUCAUGGACUGUCAUUCUUCUCCCAGAAAUUGCAUUUUAUAUUUCUUAGGAGGGUUUCUUUAACAAAGCAAAGGGAUUCUUUCCAACAGUAAGGUGUGGACUUGAGUCUUCUACCUGGCAGGUUCCCAGUCCUCACAGUUUGUUGUCCCUGUGUCUUGAAAAUAUGAGGGAUUGGCAGAUGUCAUUUUGGUCUGAGAGCUGACUUGCUUGAAAUUCAGCCUUAAAUGAAGCUCUUAGUAUAUUUAGGUUAGUGGCCAGCUUCGCUAUUUGUCUGUGUUGUAUUCUCUCAUGUUUACUGUAGGUGGCGCCAGUGUGAUGCAAUCAUCUGAGGUUACCAUUUAUGUAGGCUGAGGAGAUGGGAUAUUUGUUUUCAGGGCUGAGUCUUGGAAACUGGUUGCCUACUGUUAAGGGUGAUGCUUUGUGAAGCCACUGCCUUGAAGCCAAAUAUUUUUUACUUAAAAAAAUGUUUGGCAUUUAACAUUGAGCCAGGAACAAGGUGCUUGAGUCUUUGGCUCUGGAAAUGUUUCAGACUGGUGCCAGCACUCCGUCACUCAUUUCAUGUGUUCCAGGUAAAUUUUUAUAAUUGGCUGAUGUAUAUAUCUCUUCAUGUGUCUCUCAUGAAGUAGGAAGCUAGAAGUGGAGAAUAUAACCUCAAAAAACAAACCACACACACACACCACACCACACCACACCACACCAUACCACACCAAAAAUAAACAAAACCCAACAACCUCGAGCUAGGCCAAAAAUUAGGUAAGAGACAUUGCUUACCUGCAAAUGAGUCAUAGUAGAAGUAGGAUCUUUCCAUGUCAUGGAGAAGCCUGCUGGUUCUGGAUGAUGACUGGGAGAAUCAUAGGUCUUUGGGGUGAGGACUAAGUUGAUCUCCAUUAAGUUUUUUCUGGUUAGCAGAGAUGUGGGAAGUUUUGAAACCUUUCACUAUCUGCUGCCUAGGCUAGGCUUGCCCCAGAGCAAUUUGAUAUCAUUUGUGUGACCUCUGGAAUGUCCUGUCUCCAGGGCCCAGUCUGUUGGGGGACACCAGGAACUACUGGGUAGCUCUUCUAUCAGGUUAAUAAGCUUGACAGGUGCUUUGUCUCCCAUAAUCUCAUCAGUGAGGAAGCAAUAGCUGGGAAAUUUUCAAGUGUCAUGACUGUGCUGGCCCAGUUUUGAGCCUCUUAGAUUCCCUGCUGGUCUCUGCCAGUCUGUCUGAUUUAUACUUCAGCAUUGAUUUUAAUGCUUUCUAGGGCAGGGUGAGCACCCUCAUCCAGACACUGCCCAUUGGCUUCCUUUGUAAAAGCUAUUUCCAGUCAUCGUCCAGCACUCAGACAGAGCCAAGGGGAUGCCUCUUGCCCAUGGCUAUGAAGUUGAAGUGGACUGGCUC